UUUUGAGUUGGACCACUGUAAAUCAGUCAACGUGACAGGUACCACUCACCUAAUUUGGCAUAAAAAUUUUUUGUGAAAUAUUAAAUAAAAUGGAAGUCACUCUCCUCACUAUAAGUAAGUUGUGUGCUAGUAUACUACACAAGUGCACUCUUGAAUUGGACCAAAACGUAAUAAUCGUUAGUGAGUUACGUGACAAAAUCUAUGAUAUCUAUCCAACCCUGGAUGAAAAGGACUAUGCAGUGUAUUGGUGGUACAACAAAGACUGUUUUCAUAAAGUUUGGGACUACAUAACGUAUUUCACAGCGAUAAGUCUGAUGGCUGAGAAAAUCUUACUUUUAGUUUUGAUGGAUUCCGAAGAUGGCUCUGAAGAGAACGAGUCGUUUCUACAUGAAUUAGAUAUCGGUGAAUUAAAAGAAGCGAAAAGAAGAAUGAAAAAGGACCCGUACGAUAUUUGUAGAAAAGUUGAUAGCAUGGAAGGUUUGGAUGUUGGUCUACCGUUCAAACUGAGGACCGAUUCUGAAAUAUUGAGCUAUGCAUUGAGGAAAUAUCCUGAACCAAAGUAUUUUACUUCGGACUUGACGUUUAGAAUGAGUUGUGCUCAAUGUAUUAAGAAGGGUUGGCCCAAGCAGAAAGGCGUGUUAACGUUGCUUAAUGAGGAAAUUAUUGAACGAACACCUCCCAAAGUGGAGGGAACUAAAACAAAGAAAUAACCACAGCAGGUGCUUGCAAGAUCUUUCCUAAAGAUGGUACCACUCUUUAUGUGUAUUUGAUAUCAACUAUAGUUAUAAAUUACAUAGAAAUAAAAAAUGGCACUCUUUAUUUUGGAAGGUGACUGUAAACAGAACAAUGGC
This is a messenger RNA of Photinus pyralis (common eastern firefly), 851 nucleotides long. RefSeq lists its product as uncharacterized. The record is from RefSeq and is a predicted model, not a curated record. The transcript has 2 exons. Lineage: Eukaryota; Metazoa; Arthropoda; Insecta; Coleoptera; Lampyridae. Bases 90 to 710 code for a protein of 206 amino acids.